CCCUAACCGGGAUAAGAUAUCACAGUACUUCCAACCCAUAACAUCCACCAAUCCUUUGUUUAUAAUUCCCCUCUACCUCUCUAUCUAUUUCCUUCAUCAUAAUCUCUAUACUUCUCUUCAACCCUAGCUACAAAGCUCUCUUCUUUUUCUCUCUCUCCAACAUUUUCUUCAAGAUGGAGAUGAUGAGCAAACGACGUCGUCGCAUAUAUUCUCCGGAACCAAGCAAGAUAAUGAGAGCCAACUUUGCCAGAAAAUACGUGAAUUACUUGCUGCCAGCUUUAAAGCAGAUCGGGCGGAGUACUCGCCCUCCUCCUACUGUUUCUCAUCACGAAAUCUCUGAUAAUAAAAAUGGCGAUCACCACGAGCUGGAGAAAAUGGUGAGACGUGAAGUUGACAUGGCAAUGGUGCUGUCCACAGACGAAGAAGGGUUUGCAUGGAGUCACGCUAUGAAAGCAAAGCUCCAACAGAGCGAAGAGUGUCGCAGUGGUAAUGAUGAUGUAAAUUAUCCAGUGUCGUCCAUGGGCGAUAACCAGAAGAAGAUCGAGGUUGAUGAUGAUGGUGGUGGUGGGGUGAAGAGGUGUAAGAGAACAGAUCAAAAGCUGUCAAAAGAAAAGAAAGAAGAAGAAGAAGAUGAUGAAGAUGAUGAUGAUGAUGAGGAGGAGGAGGAGGAUGAGGAGGAGGAGGAGGAAUAUGUUAGCAGAGGAUUGAUGAAUCUGAGAAGUGUUUUGCCGGGAGGAGAUGAGAUGGAUAUUGAAGAAAUGCUGAUUGAAGUUGGAAGCUAUAUUGUCUGUCUGGAAUUACAGAUGGAUAUUCUUAAAUUUCUGGUUGAAUCAAGUUAAUUCUUCUUCCUAAUUUUUAAUUUGUUUAAUUACUCAAAUUAUAGCAUGUAUAUUUUAUGUAUUUCAUAAUUCUAUCAGGAAAUCAGGAAAAGCUUGCAUAUAGA
This is a messenger RNA of Carica papaya (papaya), 943 nucleotides long. RefSeq names its product transcription factor/transcription regulator. Gene Ontology annotation, biological process: regulation of DNA-templated transcription. The record is from RefSeq and is a predicted model, not a curated record. Lineage: Eukaryota; Viridiplantae; Streptophyta; Magnoliopsida; Brassicales; Caricaceae.